ACUCUCUCUUCUAUUUGGCUUUAUUGUGAUCACUGAUCAGAACGAGAAACAAAAAAACAAGAAUAGGAAUUUGAAACAGAAACGCAACAACGAUGGAGAAGGAACAACAUCGAUCGAUCAACACCACCAACGGCAGCCUUGAUGAUCUGAAGUAUCAAUCGGGAUUCGGUAACAGUUUCUCAUCGGAGGCGCUUCCCGGAGCUCUGCCACAAGGACAGAACAGUCCUCUGGUUUGCCCCUAUGGACUCUACGCGGAGCAGAUCUCCGGAACCUCCUUCACCUCACCUCGCAAGCUCAACGAACGCAGUUGGUUGUAUCGGAUUAAGCCAUCAGUAACGCAUGAACCGUUUAAGCCCCGAGUGCCGGUUCGUGGGAAGCUUGUGAGCGAAUUUGACAAGUCCAACAGUUCUACUACUCCAACACAGCUGCGAUGGAAGCCUGUAACUGUGCCUGAUUCACCAACGGAUUUCAUUGACGGUCUGUACACUGUAUGCGGUACUGGCAGCUCUUUUCUGCGGCAUGGAUAUGCUAUCCACAUGUACACUGCUAAUAAAUCAAUGGACAACUGUGCCUUCUGCAAUGCAGAUGGAGACUUCUUGAUUGUCCCCCAACAAGGAAGGCUUUGGAUCACUACUGAAUGUGGAAAAUUGCAAGUGUCUCCUGGUGAAAUUGCCAUCUUGCCUCAAGGAUUUCGUUUUGCUAUAGAUUUGCCAGAUGGCCCAUCACGUGGUUAUGUCGCUGAGAUUUUUGGCACUCAUUUUCAACUUCCUGAUCUUGGCCCAAUAGGUGCUAAUGGUCUUGCUGCUCCAAGGGAUUUUCUUGUUCCAAUAGCCUGGUUUGAAGAAGAUUACAAGCCAGGUUAUACUAUAGUACAAAAGUUUGGUGGAGAACUUUUUACCGCGAGACAAGAUUUUUCACCUUUCAAUGUAGUUGCUUGGCAUGGUAAUUAUGUUCCAUAUAAGUAUGAUCUCAGCAAGUUCUGCCCUUAUAAUACUGUUCUAGUUGAUCACAGUGAUCCAUCGAUUAAUACAGUUCUGACGGCACCAACUGAUAAACCCGGUGUAGCACUGCUUGAUUUUGUCAUUUUCCCUCCCCGAUGGUUGGUUGCUGAGCAUACUUUUCGACCUCCUUAUUACCAUCGCAACUGUAUGAGUGAAUUUAUGGGUCUGAUAUAUGGUGGAUACGAGGCAAAAUCUGACGGGUUUCUCCCAGGUGGUGCAAGCCUUCAUAGCUGCAUGACUCCCCAUGGUCCUGAUACAAAGACAUAUGAGGCUACAAUUGCGCGUGGAAAUGAGGCAGGGCCACAUAAGAUCACAGAUACUAUGGCUUUCAUGUUCGAGUCAUGUUUGAUGCCGAGAGUCUGUCCUUGGGCUCUUGAGUCUCCGUUCAUGGAUCCUGAUUAUUAUAAAUGUUGGAUUGGACUGAGAUCCCAUUUUUCAUAUGAAGGAAUGAAUGCUAAAAGCAAUGAUUUGAAGAAUGAACAUGAUGGGAGUGCGGACAGAGCCACUGUUGUUGAGUUGAUCUCCAAGACCAUGCUCUAAAGUGUGUACGUGACGUUGAGGUUGAGGAGUCUCAACUGCUUGCGGAACAGCACAAACAGGAAUGUACUCUCCAGUCUUGGCUUUUGUUUAAUGAUUUACUGCUCUAAUAUGUAAGUAAGGACAUCACAAGAAAGUCAUGAAUAAUCUGGACUAUGUGAAUAAUUUGAGAUUUAUUCAGCCUUGUGCAUAAGUAUGAAAUGCAAUAAGAAGUACACUUGAUUUGCAGAAAA
Messenger RNA from Tripterygium wilfordii, 1771 nucleotides. Its product is annotated as homogentisate 1,2-dioxygenase. The record is from RefSeq and is a predicted model, not a curated record. Gene Ontology annotation, molecular function: homogentisate 1,2-dioxygenase activity. The transcript is spliced from 9 exons. Gene Ontology annotation, cellular component: cytoplasm. Lineage: Eukaryota; Viridiplantae; Streptophyta; Magnoliopsida; Celastrales; Celastraceae. Bases 93 to 1541 code for a protein of 482 amino acids. Gene Ontology annotation, biological process: L-phenylalanine catabolic process.